Molecule: messenger RNA, 3891 nt
Organism: Striga asiatica
Lineage: Eukaryota; Viridiplantae; Streptophyta; Magnoliopsida; Lamiales; Orobanchaceae
Source: the annotation of a GenBank genome assembly
CUUUCUCACUACUACAGUGCUUCACUAGGAUAACACCUGUCCGUCUUUGGUCACCAUCACUGCACCCUUUUUCUAUUAUUCUAACUGAAACAAACUCGCGUCCCAUAUUUUACUGAAAUCGUAACGAACAGACGCUUCUUAUUUCUGGAAUUUUUCCAAACAUCUAAUAAUAUUCUGUGAGGAAAAAUAUACAAAAUCUAGAGGGACAGUUUUUUGGAGAUGGGUGGAUCUGGAGCCGUUAGCUUCCUCAAAGUGCUGGCCAAGAAUUUCGAUAUUCUUGCUGGGCCUGUGGUUAGUCUGGUUUAUCCUCUAUAUGCGUCUAUUAGGGCAAUCGAGACAAAGUCGCCUGUUGAUGAUCAGCAAUGGCUUACUUAUUGGGUUCUUUACUCCAUGAUUACCUUGUUUGAGCUUACUUUUGCAAAACUUAUUGAAUGGUUACCUUUCUGGUCGUAUGCAAAGCUAAUAUUCACCUGCUGGUUAGUCAUACCGUACUUCAGUGGGGCUGCGUAUGUUUACGAGCAAUAUGUUAGGCCUUAUCUGGUCACUCGACAAAAGUCUGUGAAUAUCUGGUAUGUCCCUAAGAAGAAGGAUAUUUUCAGCAAGCCAGAUGACAUUCUAACGGCUGCAGAAAAAUACAUACAGGAAAAUGGGUCUGAGGCAUUCGAGAAGAUGAUUAAUAGGAAUAGAGAAACUUCUGCCAAGACUAGCAACUACACUUUCCACAACGACUAUAGAUAUGACGAGGAUUACAGCUUGAUGAGUACCCUACCAAGUUGCACUGAGGAUAGGGAUGCUGUGCAGGCCAUUAAUGGCUUGAAGAGAGGUUCUUAUCUUCUUAAAUAUGGGCGAUGGGGAAAACCAAAAUUCUUCCUAUUCCAGCUCUCCAAUGAUGAGAAAGCAUUAAUUUGGUAUUCUGGGAAAAAACAAAAACAGAUUCAACUCAGUCAAGUUUCAAGGAUUGUACCUGGACAACGUACUGCUGUAUUUCAGAGGUAUCCUCAACCUGAGAAGGAAUACCAAUCAUUUUCUCUUAUCCAUGGCAGAAGAUCGUUGGAUGUGAUAUGCAAAGACAAAUCUGAAGCGGAAAUCUGGUUCCUGGCCCUGCAGACAUUGGUUUCGCGGGGUAACUACAGAAAAUGGGGAACUGAAAUUAAGACUGACGCCUCAUUGUCAGGCUAUUCAAGUGAUCAAACAGAACAAUCUCUUUCCAUCGUGUCCAAUAGCAGUGAAGAUGCACUUCAAGAGGAUAAACAGAGCCUUCAAAUAAGUGAUCUAGCAUCUGAUAGAUUGCCUCAGAAAAGACUGGAGAAAGUACUUUCUGACAUAACCCUGCAGAAAACAUCAUCCCCGCAGUCCCCACAAAGAGAUUCUGGUCUCUUUUUUGGAAUGGUAAAUGGAAGUGUCUCCAGGAGAAACUCUGCAGAUACUUUCCGACUCAGUUCUUCCAGUGCCUUAAGCACAUUGAGUCAAGAAUCUUCUCCAGGAGAUAUUCCUUUAAGCAUCAUUUUCAUAUGUGGAGAAGGAAUUGAGGAUGGUCCGCUGGAUGGAGGCAUGCCCGAAACUGUUUCGGUAAAGGACGCAUUUUCUCCAAAAAUUCUGGAAUCUGCUUCAACACUCGAUGCUCAACACAUUGCUCUCGGCAGUAGACACGCGGUACUGAUCACAAGACAAGGACAUGUUUUUAGUUGGGGAGAUGGCUUGGGUGGAAAGCUGGGGCAUGGAUCACAAGCCAAUGUGCCGAAUCCUCAGCUCAUUAAUUCUCUUUCCGGGUCAAAAAUCGUUUCAGUCGGAUGUGGAGAAUAUCACACCUGUGCCGUAACACUAUCCGGAGACUUGUACACAUGGGGAGACGGCCUCCACAACUCUGGCCUCCUCGGCCAUGGCACCGAACUCAGUUACUGGGCCCCACGGAAAGUUCGGGGCACGUUGGAAGGCAUCUGUGUGACUUCUGUAUCUUGUGGGCCCUGGCAUUCAGCCGCUAUCACGUCACUAGGUCAGCUGUUUACGUUCGGCGACGGGACUUUCGGCGCACUAGGUCACGGGGAUAACUCGUGCACGGGUUUCCCGAGGGAAGUUUUGGCUCUAAAAGGACAAAAGGCCGUAAGAAUAUCUUGCGGGUUUUGGCAUACUGCUGCAAUAAUAGAGGUUUGUUCCGAAUCUCCAACUGGGAAGCUGUUCACUUGGGGAAAUGGAGACGAAGGUCAGCUCGGUCAAGGUGAUAAACUAUGCCGACUAGUUCCAAACAGUGUUACUAUGCCUAUUGACAAAAACUUCUGCCAAGUAGCCUGUGGGCAAUGUGUUACAGUUGCACUCACCGAAUGUGGACAAGUAUAUUCAAUGGGAAGCACUGUUUCUGGAGACAUGCAUAUAUUACCCACACGUGUCGAGGGUAAACUAAAGAACUGCUUCGUCAAAGAAAUAUCGUGCGGCUCCCAUCAUGUUGUUGCCCUGACAUCAUCAUCCGAGGUGUUCACCUGGGGAAAGGGCAAAAACGGUCAGUUAGGCCAUGGGGACAAUACCAACCGAAAUUCACCUACUGCAGUUAAAUCCUUUGAGGGGAGAAUAGUAAAGAGGGUCGUCUGUGGAAAGAAUUUCACGGCCGUAAUUUGUCUUCAGCAACUGGUAUGCCCAUCCGACUACUCGAUUUGUGCCAGAUGUCGUAAUCCAUUCAACUUCAAGCGCAAGCGGCGCAACUGCUACAACUGUGGGUUGUUUUUCUGCAAAGCGUGUGCCAGUAACAAAUCUCUAGGAGCUUCCUUAGCUUUAAACCAGAACAAGUUGUAUCGCGUGUGUGAAGACUGUUUUGCUAAGCUAAAAAAUGGUUCGGGCAACCGAACAACCUCCCGGCCUCCAAAGUCGAGCAGCAGUCCGUGCGUGAUUGCCAGCCCCAGCAAUGAGCCAAAGAAAGACUCCUCCAAACCUAAAAAACAAGGACUAUCGUCUUUCAACUCGUUCAGGAGGUCCAGCAAGCUUACUGAGGCGAAUCAGAAGAUAGAUUCGGGCAGUAGAAAUCUGAGGUGCACCAAGUCCUUUCUGUCGAGCCGGUCAACGUCCAUGUUUGACAUCUGUGAAGGGUUGCAUGCUUCACUUCAGGAUUCGAAGCUGCAGUCAGGAUCUUCUCCUUUCUCCACAAAGUCAAGCCCAGCUGCCCUUUCACUUCCCUCUUCGCUUUGUAACAUUCCUGACCAUGAAGAAGCUGUUGAUGAUCCAAAUCAAGUAACUGAAGAUCUUACUGAAGAAAUCUCUUUUUUGCGGGAACAGGUAGAAGCUCUCACCCAGAAGUCCGAGUCCCUUGCAGAAGAACUCGAGAGAACAUCAAAUCAACUAAGUGAGGCCACUGCACUAUUCAAGGUCGAGUCCGGGAAAAAUAAUGCUGCCAAGGCCUCAAUAAAGUAUCUCACGAGUCAGUUGAAAGAAAUGGAUGCAAGGGUAUCUCAAGGGCCUUCUUGUCGGGCAAUAGGUCCGCUUGGUGAUAAGACAUGGCAUGUUAUAAACACUGCUUCCACAUGAAGCUGAAAAUCGGCCAAGAAGAUAUGAUCUGAACCAAGUACAUAGUCUUCCUCGUGCCAGAUUUAGUUUAGGAAUCUCUAAAUUUCUUUGAGCUAAUAGAGGGAUCGAAUUUGUAUCAAGCUUUAGGUUGAAUAAACAGAAAAUCAGUAUCAUGCUUGCUACAAUUAGAAUAGUUUCUUAGCUUAAAGUGAAGGUGGUUCUCCUAGUAGCUAUAUAGCUAGAAGGUUUUGGUUUUGUAUUUCAAUCCAUUAAGAUAGUAUUUUGGGUUGAAGAGUCUCGGAUUCAUUUCGAAUUGUUAUGUGCUUGGAUAACUUCAAGCUACUAUGAGCUUCAUAAUUAGUUUGUGUUGUUUAUAGUGUUUUUGCAUAAAAUAGGUUUGAG